GUGUAAAUAAUUUUAGUGGGGCAGGUUAAUCGAACCAAUUCUUAUAAUAUAUACUUCCAAAAGAUCGUUUUUAUACAUAUGUUUUUAUAGAUAUAUUUAGUAAAAUCAUGAAGUUUACUAACUACAUACAUAUAUGUGACAGCCUGCCGAGCUGAGUCGAUUUAGUCAUGUCAUGUUUAGUUGUCGGAACCGCAGAUAACGGACCACUACAGAAUAGAGCUGUCAUUCAACCUGAACCAUCGAAAUCAAGUGCUUGUAUGGAAAACAUUUUCAUUCGACGAGACAUAUUCACCAAAUUAGGCACGACUUAUUGUCUAAGUCAUUGGUGUAAUCUCCGAACAAAUUGUACAGAUGGGACAACUAUAGCAUAUAUGUCGCUGCCAAACCACCUGAUCGAUCGACAUCAAGUCCUUGUAAGGAAUAUUUUGUAUUUGUGAAGGGUAUUACAGCUUCUGUGCAGAAAUAUGAACAUUUUUUUCUUUCUUUUUUUUGAUUAGUAACGCUUUUAUUCUGUGCUCCAAUUUUCCAGUCUGCUUAGCAAAGUUCUAGUGUUGUGAACUUAAUUUUUAAUUGGUGUCAACUAACUUGCGUAUGCUUCCUUAAAAUGUUGCUUCAGUCAUUCCAUUCAAUGUGUCUUUUACUUUAAUGGUUUUAAAAAUUUCGUUUUUGGACCGUGACAGAGUUGAACGCCUUUCGCAAUUAUCGCACUAUUCGUGACUAGCAGAUAGAUGUGUAUAUUCAGUCUCAGAUAGUUUCUUGGCGGUUUAGGUGCAACAAAAUGUUUUCUUUGCGCAAAAAAGUCUUCUUACUCAUAUGUUUCCUGCAAAUUUUGGUAAUACGCCCGUCAUAUACAAUGGAGAAUUCGCCUGAUAGUCUAGAAAAAGAGAUGUUGACUGACUGUCUUAUGCAACUGAACAUAUCAGAAUUGUUGCGACUUCAGCGUUCAUUGGAAAGACUACCUGAACUUCAUGAGAAGGAAGAUUUUGAAUCAAACUUAAAUAAUGAAUUUAACAAAACUAAGAACGAUUCGGGUGUUUGUGAUUCGCCUAAAGAAAAUUAUAAAAAUAGUUCUUGUGUGAGUCCACAAGCCUUACCGUUAACCGCCGAGAAACGUGGCUACGAGCAUCAUCCUUGGCAACCAGAGGAAAAGCCUUCUAAAUUGCAAACUUUAUUCCAUAUCACCAUAACGGCGUUGGCUUUUCUCUCCUUCGGCGGAUAUCUGCUUUGCCUUAUUGUGCAAGCUAUAAGGAGCAAAGGCACAACCUACUUUCACCCUGCUGCAACCACUGCGGUGACUAACACAAAUGGUGGAGUUAAAAGAAUAAAAAUUUAUCGGCGUAGUCGCAGAAGAAUACGCGCUACGCCGAAUGAAGUGCAUGCAUACAUGGCUUAUUAUUAGCCGCACAAAUUAUAUUUCUAUUGCAUUUUCAUAGGUAUUAACCGUUUGAUAUAUCAGCUAAUAGCAUCAAA
Bactrocera tryoni is the source of this 1470-nucleotide messenger RNA. RefSeq lists its product as uncharacterized. Lineage: Eukaryota; Metazoa; Arthropoda; Insecta; Diptera; Tephritidae. The record is from RefSeq and is a predicted model, not a curated record. The transcript has 3 exons. Bases 779 to 1399 code for a protein of 206 amino acids.